Messenger RNA from Peronospora matthiolae, 2496 nucleotides. NCBI's taxonomy places the organism in Eukaryota, Oomycota, Peronosporomycetes, Peronosporales, Peronosporaceae. The record is from the annotation of a GenBank genome assembly.
AUGGAAAAACUUAGCGCUGGACACCUGACUGUCCACGAUGUAUCGGAUACCAAGGUCUCACGCUGGGGCUGGUCCCGCGUGACGUUUCAAUCGUCCGACCUUGACUCCAUGCCGUGGCUUGGAUGGUUGUUUGUCUACACUUUCGCCCUCUUUUUCUUCACCAUCAGUCGAUGGCUCGCGCUAACAGCUCUGCUCGAUAUGUAUGGAAGCCAGAGUGACAACACCGUGAUCAUCAGGGCUUUGGUGCUGAGUCUCGGGUUUCUGGAAGACGUUGUCUGUGCCACCUAUUUUGCAACUGCACUGUGGCUCUUCGAUACUGUCCGACGUUUGUUGACCAAGCACCCUUGGACAGCUCCAGUAAUGGCAAGCAGACGUGCUGGAGUCAUGACAACAUUCGUGGUCUCGUGGCUAUUGUGUUUCGUCGCCAUAGCUCCACCUGUCGCGGAUCUGAUGCUUGUCGUGUGUCGCCAUAUGAGGUUCUCGUUUGGCUUGUCGGCGACUUUACUUCGAGAGAGAGACCAUCUCAAAGCUGCUCCGAUUUCUACUCGGGAAGUCUACGCAGCGUACGGGACUGCAGCAUUUCUCAUCCUUGUUGCUACCUUGUUUGCACUUGUGCGUGCGCUGAGUAGCUGGGCUGAUCUAAGUAUGUGGAGUCCAACGCAUGUCGUGCGAGGCCCUGUGUGUUUCUUGGAUUUGAAAGUCAAUGCGAACACUUCAGCAGGGAAACAUGCUGGAGGCGUGAAGUAUGAAGCAGUGGCGUUGGAGGAAGGAAGUACUAGUAGAUCUCCUAUUUCUGAUAUCAUCAACGCGGGAUCGUCAUUGAGUGACAGAAGCUUGCCUCGAAGGCCGAAGUACCACCGCGUGAUGCAAGCGUCUUCCGUAUUUGUGGGGCUUGUGGUCCUACCAUCGAUGGUGAUGGCGCUUUGUACUUCGUGCUCUCCUCUGGUAGCUUACGCAGCUAUUAACGCGACACUGAACGAGAUGUUUGGUCACGCGUUCCAUCCUUCUCUUAAAUAUGUGGAGCCUGCAAACGUCGAUGGCAAGCCAUCAUGGGCCGAGAAAUACGUCGACGCCUCAGAGUUGCAUGAGUUUUUUGGAAAUAGCACGCUGUACCGACGCACAUCAGGCUUUCACGGUGACCUCGCGUUCAACGUCAGUGUCGACCCCGCCGAUCCGCCGAAUGUGCUGAUCAUUGGAGUCGAGUCGUUUCGAUUUCGUGAUUCGCGCUAUCUUGUGGGAGAUCAGGACCCAUCGGAUUUGUUCAGAGGAACAAACAUGACGAUAACUCCGAACUUUGACAAAUGGGCAAGACGCGGUGUUGCUCUACGCAAUGUAUGGUCGAGUUGUCCCACAAGUCGUUCUUUGGAAAGCAUACUGUUUGCCCAAGUUCCUUAUCAAAGCAAUGUGAUGACUGGUAUUACUGGAGGAAAGAGUACCACAAAGCUUUCGGGUGUGCCGCAGCUUUUUGCCGAGAAAGGAUACGAGACAUACUUCACCACGGGAUCUUCUAUCACCCUGGACGACUGGAACUCGUUUCUUCCGAACCACGGCUUUGGCACUGUGUGGGAAAAAACAAAAAUGAAAGCGUUGGCGGAAGAAACGCUCGGUAUUCGUCCUGAUGACUGGGACGGUGUAGAAGAGCGAGGAUUGAACUGGGGUGUGCACGACGACCUCAGUUUUCGACUUCUUGGAGAUUUGCUCGUUCAGAAGCAUAGAGAGCAGAGAGACAGGUUAGAUCGAGGAGAGCGAAAGCAGCCUUUGUUUUUGACACACUACACUAUUUCGAGUCACGAACCGUACAUGUCGUGGCCAAAAUGGUAUGAAGAUGUCGACAAGCCUGAUUUCACCCCGAUGUACGAAGGAGAGAAGCACACUGAGCGCAUCGAUAGGUACAUGAAAGUGAGGUACUUUACCGAUAUGGAAUUAGGAAAGUUCAUGGACCGCAUGGAGAUGGAAGGUGUACUCAAUGACACUAUUGUUGUCAUCGUAGGGGACCAUGGUCAGGCACCUGAGAGUGACUAUAGCAAUUCGAUUGAGGAAUCGAUGACGCGUGUGCCAGCUGCUAUCAUUGCUGAAGGUCGACUUGGUGAUGAUGUGGGGACUGUGAUCGAAGAUGCUGCAGAGCAUUAUGACAUUCUCAACACGCUUGCCGAUAUCACAGGAUUGCCAGAAGGAGGACUGGAGCAAAAUGGCGUCGGGCGUUCCCUCAAGCGCAAAAUUCCAUUUGGUGAACGUGUGGUAUACAGCAACGACCCUUUGCGUAAAAUGGCGAUAGUACGUGGUCAUCAGCGCCUCCGCUAUGAUGAAGUCAGCGAGAUGAUGAUGCUGCAUGACACAGAAAAUGACUACUACAUGACUACGGAUUUGCUGCCCGGACUGACUUCUGAGGAGUUGGCUGAGUGGAAGGCUUUGCGAAAUGAAGGUCGUCACAUUACUGCUUACUUCAAAAAGCGCUGGGACGAGGACUGUUUGCUUGCUGUCGAUUGCGACUCAUGA